This is a messenger RNA of Pocillopora verrucosa, 3128 nucleotides long. NCBI's taxonomy places the organism in Eukaryota, Metazoa, Cnidaria, Anthozoa, Scleractinia, Pocilloporidae. The record is from RefSeq and is a predicted model, not a curated record.
AGACACUCAGUCAGGAUUUUUAAGAUGUGUGGCAACUAACACAGGAGGAAGUGCUGAAAAUAUGAUGCGAUUCUUUGCUAGUGGUAUGGAUUCUGUCAGAAUCACAACAGCAACAAAAGAGUAUGAUGAAGAUGAUACUUUAAGUAUGAGAUGUGUUAGGAUUUGCAAAGGUAAAAUGACAGGUUGGUACAAAGAUGGUAGACAGCUGUUGGCAGCUACUGAUCCAAGAAUCAAUGUAACAUUUGGGACUGAGAGUGACUUGACAUGGACAGAUCUAGUGGUGGAAAAACUUACUGUCAAUGAUUCUGGAGUGUACAUUUGUGCAGCUACUGACUGUCAAAGUAAACCUUUGAAUGUGUCGAAGGAUAUCAAAGUCAACAAGGUUUUUCCACCAAGUAUACUCAACUUUGAAAAUCAGACAGCUUAUCAUCAAAUUAGCACUGAAUUAUUUUGUAAUGUUUCUGCUCAUCCGAUGCCAAGUCAGGUACAGUGGUUUAGAGGCAGUCAGCCCCUUAGAAAUCAAAUUGAAGUCAUGGACAGACUAUUACCCUCGGCCUGUAAAACUCGUUCUCCUGGUUUCUAUCGAGUAAAUGGUGUUGUUGGGAAACUCAUCAUUUGUAAGCCUGCACACACUCUUCAUACAGGGUUCUACACUUGUAAAGCGGCAAAUAGGAAAGGGGAAAGUAACGCUACUGCCUUUCUUAAUGUACUGGAGAACCCUGUGAUUAUACGUCCAGCCAAUGGAAGUCGUUCGGUUGAACUAGGGGAGCCAUGGAAUAGUACGUGCGUAGUCACUGGCAACCCUGUGCCAAAAGUAGAAUGGAAAAGAAUGGAUGGAAAUGGAAAUUUAGUAUUCACUCAAAAACAGUACAACAACGAGGAGGUGGUGUUAUUGUUGGAGUCUGUCAGUAAACAGGAUCUCGGAAUGUACUUGUGUGUAGCCGUUAAUUCAAAAGGAAUUGCAGUUGCAUUCGUCGAAUUGGCAGAGGCAGACAACCCCCAACCGAGCACAGCUCCAGAAGGAUCAAGCAGAGAGAUGCUCAUCGCUCUCAGUGUUGUUGGAGUGCUUCUCUUUGUCCUUUUUAUUGUCAUCUUAGUCUGUUGUGUAUUUUUUCGCCGCCAGCGUCAGAAGAUUAAAGAAUAUCACAGUCAGUUUUUCCCUGUGACUUUUGAACCUGCUAUGAUUGAUCCCGCCCGUACUCUUCAGGAUCAGUGUGAGAAUCUUUCAUACGAUCCAGAUUGGGAGUUUCCGGAGGAAAGGCUCACUCUCGGGAAGGUGCUGGGAUCAGGGGCCUUCGGUGAGGUCAUUAAAGCAGAGGCCAUUGGAAUUGCGGACUUUCAUCCCCGCGACAAAAGUUCAGAGAAAGUAAAACGUCGGUCCAAAAUACUACGUCGCAUUAGUAGCAGCAGGGUGUAUCAGGAUUCUAGCGGAAUUCCUUACGUGAAGACAACUGUUGCAGUCAAGACGCUGAAGAGUAACGCCAAGAAAGAGGACUUCGCUGACCUCGCCUCUGAGCUGAAGAUUCUUAUACAUGUCGGAGAGCACAUGAAUAUUGUUAACCUAUUAGGGGCUUGUACAAAAGGCGAUCGCUUGUUCAUCAUCAUGGAAUAUGCACCACAUGGAAACUUGUUAAUGUUCUUACGAAACAAGCGAGAAAUUUACGAGCCCACCUGGAUAACUACAACGAAUAACCCAGAAAAUGAACUAACGAUCAAGAAUUUGGUAGUUUUUGCUUACCAGAUAGCACGUGGAAUGGAAUUUUUAACUUCAAAACAGUGUAUUCACAGAGACUUAGCAGCAAGGAAUGUUCUCGUCGGAGAAGAUUACGUCAUGAAAGUCGCUGACUUUGGUUUAGCUCGAAAUAUUUACAAAAGCGAUAUGUACGUGAAACAAACUCAAGGAGUUCUGCCCAUCAAGUGGAUGGCGAUAGAAUCAUUGUUCGACAGAGUUUACACUGAAAAAAGUGAUGUAUGGUCAUUUGGUAUUUGCCUGUGGGAGAUCUUCACGCUCGGAGGAACACCUUACCCCACCCAAUCUGCGGAAGAAGUUAUGGACAUGCUCAGUGACGGUGAGCGGAUGGAGCAGCCGCACAACUGUCCUUUGGACAUGUACGUUAUUAUGAGGGACUGUUGGGAACAAAAUCCUGAUCAGCGGCCUACAUUCUUACAGCUCAGUGAACGAAUCGGAAGGAUACUAGAGUUACACACUUCAAAGCAAACUAACUCGGCAUACGUAAGUAUCACAGGAGACAACCGACCUGCCAAUGAUUAUUACGUCACACCCUAUAACACAGAAUCCAACUUUCCGCAAACAAGUUUAGCUGGCUUAAACAGACAAACGAGUGACGAUGUUAAGUCCAGUCCCUCUCUCCCGUUGUCUCGAGACAUGGAUACCGAGCAGGAACUGGAUCAAGACGAAAGAUAUAGAAUGGUGGAUCUAGGGGCCGAUGGAAGCCUGUCAGGGAACGAGAGCGGAAUAAGUUUGGAGGAGGGCAACGACGAAGCUUCUGCAGUAGCAGAAUUAAGGCCUCUUCGUGUUUCUGCUAUACCUACCUCAAAAGUAACCGCUAAAGCAAAACUUAAGUCAAAUUCUAAAGAAACUGAAAUAUAACAAGAAGCAAAGCUGUUCCAAAUUCAUAGGCGCUUGCCCAACCUCUAAACUACAGCAACCUUAUCGGUGGAUCUCCCCAUUUUAGGUGUAAAACAUGUUUCCGUAGUUAAGUGAAACGAAUGCGAUGUAUUUUUUACAUGGUAAACACCUUCCAGCUGAUAGGUUUGUUUCGUCGCAUCGCUUUACAGUGUUUUUCUCUCUAACGUAUUGUUAUUUUAAAGUGUAGUUACUUUUUUGAGUGUCAGGGUAUUUAGCAGCGAGAUUAAAUUUCGCCUUUUAACAGUGAGGAAUGCUUUUGGGAAUAUUUACAAAAUGCAUGGUAUGAUCUCGACACAAGAGGGAUGGAGGGAAAAUUUGCCAUCGCUUCAUCGCUUUUUAGGGUUCGGGUAGCCAUUGUAUUGGGUCUCUUGUUCAGAUUUUAGACCAAGAAGUAAUUUUCACCAUUCUGUAUAGUAAUCGUACAAGUUUAAUUUUUCUUAACGUUGAACAUAAAUACAUCAGAAGUACGCUUUUUAAA